This is a messenger RNA of Trypanosoma cruzi, 1566 nucleotides long. RefSeq names its product dihydrofolate reductase-thymidylate synthase, putative. The transcript has a single exon. The coding region runs from base 1 to 1566 and encodes 521 amino acids. Gene Ontology annotation, biological process: dTMP biosynthetic process; tetrahydrofolate biosynthetic process; one-carbon metabolic process. Lineage: Eukaryota; Euglenozoa; Kinetoplastea; Trypanosomatida; Trypanosomatidae. The record is from RefSeq and is a predicted model, not a curated record. Gene Ontology annotation, cellular component: mitochondrion; cytosol. Gene Ontology annotation, molecular function: dihydrofolate reductase activity; thymidylate synthase activity.
AUGUCGCUGUUUAAGAUCCGCAUGCCGGAGACGGUGGCGGAGGGGACACGUCUCGCACUGCGUGCCUUUUCCCUCGUUGUAGCGGUCGACGAGCACGGCGGCAUUGGGGACGGGCGGUCGAUCCCAUGGAAUGUGCCCGAGGACAUGAAGUUUUUCCGGGAUUUGACAACAAAACUGCGGGGGAAGAACGUCAAACCAUCGCCUGCGAAGCGCAACGCCGUUGUGAUGGGCCGCAAGACGUGGGACAGCAUUCCGCCCAAAUUCCGCCCGCUUCCCGGUCGCCUGAACGUCGUUUUGUCGUCCACCCUCACGACGCAACACCUCUUGGACGGCCUGCCAGACGAAGAAAAACGGAAUUUGCAUGCCGACAGCAUUGUGGCGGUAAAUGGUGGACUCGAGCAGGCAUUGCGGUUGCUCGCGUCCCCCAAUUACACGCCGAGCAUUGAGACGGUCUACUGCAUUGGUGGCGGCUCUGUGUAUGCGGAGGCCCUUCGCCCGCCGUGCGUUCAUUUGCUGCAAGCCAUUUACCGCACCACCAUCCGCGCCAGCGAGUCUUCUUGCAGCGUGUUUUUUCGCGUUCCCGAGUCGGGUACGGAGGCGGCGGCGGGGAUUGAGUGGCAGCGGGAGACAAUCUCCGAGGAGCUCACGUCGGCAAACGGCAACGAGACAAAGUACUACUUUGAGAAGCUCAUCCCACGCAACAGAGAGGAGGAGCAGUAUCUAAGCCUUGUGGAUCGCAUCAUACGCGAGGGGAAUGUGAAGCAUGACCGCACUGGGGUGGGCACGCUCUCCAUCUUUGGCGCACAGAUGCGUUUCUCGCUCCGCAACAAUCGCCUACCACUUUUGACAACGAAGCGGGUUUUUUGGCGCGGUGUGUGCGAGGAACUGCUGUGGUUUCUACGGGGCGAAACAUAUGCCAAAAAGUUAAGUGACAAGGGAGUCCACAUAUGGGACGACAACGGCUCGCGCGCGUUUCUUGACAGUCGUGGCCUCACAGAGUACGAGGAGAUGGACCUCGGUCCUGUCUACGGCUUUCAGUGGCGUCACUUUGGUGCCGCCUACACACACCAUGAUGCCAACUAUGACGGACAGGGUGUGGAUCAAAUCAAGGCAAUCGUUGAAACGCUAAAGACAAAUCCUGACGAUCGCCGGAUGCUAUUCACGGCAUGGAAUCCGAGCGCUUUGCCCAGGAUGGCCCUACCACCGUGCCACCUGCUCGCACAGUUUUACGUGAGCAAUGGGGAACUGUCUUGCAUGCUCUACCAGCGCUCAUGUGACAUGGGCCUUGGCGUCCCGUUCAACAUUGCCUCCUACGCCCUCUUGACCAUCCUCAUCGCAAAGGCGACGGGGCUGCGGCCGGGAGAGUUGGUGCACACCCUUGGUGACGCUCACGUGUACAGCAAUCACGUCGAGCCGUGCAAUGAGCAACUGAAACGUGUGCCACGUGCCUUUCCGUAUCUUGUGUUUCGCCGCGAGCGCGAGUUCCUGGAGGACUACGAGGAGGGUGACAUGGAGGUCAUUGACUAUGCGCCAUACCCUCCCAUCUCCAUGAAGAUGGCGGUUUAG